AUGUCAUCAACCCCUCCAACUGCUCCAACUGAUGAACAAGUCGGUGAUCAAAUAGAAGACAUGCUACGUGAUCUUGGACAAGAGGGUUUUAGGCAAGCAAAUGCACCGUAUUAUGACACCUUAGAUAAUGAUUCAAAGAUUCCAUUGUUUAUUGGAUGCACUAAGUACACACGGUUAUUAGGGGUGUUAGCUCUGGUCAAUUUGAAAGCAAGAUUUGGGUGGAGUGACAAAAGCUUCAAUGAAUUACUAUUGUUAUUGAAGAAUAUGCUUCCAGGAGAUAACACGUUACCAAAGACUCAUUACGAGGCAAAGAAGAUAUUAUGUCUUGUUGGAAUGGAAUACCAAAAAAUACAUGCUUGCCGUAAUGAUUGCAUUUUGUAUAGACAUGAGUUUGCUGAAUUGCGCAACUGCCCUACAUGUGGGGUGUCACGCUACAAAGUGGGUUCUGGCGCUUCCAGUGAAGCUGGAUCCACAUACAUUGAUCGGCCAGCAAAAGUGUGUUGGUAUCUUCCAGUAAUACCAAGGUUUAAGCGAUUGUUUGCUAAUGCAGAAGAUGCGAAGAACCUAACAUGGCAUGCUGAUGGUAGGACCAAAGAUGGAUUGCUCCGUCAUCCUGCUGAUUCUCCUCAGUGGAAGAAAGUUGAUCAGUUGUAUCCAGUGUUUGUCGAAGAUCCCAAAAACCUAAGGGUUGGUCUCGCAUCGGAUGGAAUGAAUCCAUUUCGAAGCUUAAGUUGCAAUCAUAGUUCGUGGCCUGUUUUGCUGAUCAUUUACAACCUGCCUCCUUGGUUGUGCAUCAAGCGGAAGUACAUAAUGAUGUCUAUGAUGAUAGCCAGUCCAAGACAACCAGGAAAUGACAUUGAUGUGUAUCUUGCUCCCUUGAUUGAAGACCUGACAAAAUUGUGGGUAGAAGGGGUUGAUGUGUAUGAUGGGAAUGCUCAUGAGUCCUUCAGGUUGCGAGCUAUGAUUUUCUGCACCAUUAAUGACUUUCCAGCAUAUGGGAAUUUGCGUGGAUAUAGUGUGAAAGGCCACCUUGCUUGUCCCAUUUGUGAGAAAGACACAACUUACAUCCAAUUAAAGCAUGGCAAAAAAAACUGUGUUGAAGUUUUUGAUCGUGUGAAGAACAUUUGCAAUAUAUAUGGGAAGACACAAAAGAAAGAUGGCGCUCCCAAAAACAUUUGGAAGAAAAGUUUGGUUGGCACACUGCUUAACAUUAAAGGGAAGACAAAAGAUGGUUUGAAAUGUCGUCAAGAUUUAGUGGAAAUGGGAGUACGACACCAGUUGCAUCCUGUGUCAAAAGGUCUUCGAACCAAAGUGAUUGACCCUAAACAGUUGGAUGAUUUGGAAAAUGAGGCUGCCAUUAUCAUUUGUCAAUUGGAGAUGUACUUUCCCCCAACUUUUUUUGACAUAAUGAUUCACUUACUUGUUCAUCUUGUUCGAGAAAUACGUUUGUGUGGGCCUGUAUAUUUACGGUGGAUGUAUCCGGUUGAGCGAUACAUGAAGGUGUUGAAAAGUUACACGAAGAAUCAAUAUAGGCCAGAAGCAAGCAUUGUUGAAAGGUACGUGGCAGAAGAAGCUAUUGAGUUUUGCUCUGCUUACGUCGAAGAUGCAUCACCUGUUGGUAUUCCUGAAAGUCGUCAUGAAGCUACACGACAAGGUAGGGGCACGCAAGGAUUCAAUGUUGUAACCAUGGAUCUCCAGAAACUAUCACAAGCGCAUUUGUAUGUACUAAACAACACAGCUGAGGUAAUACCAUACAUAGAUGCUCACAAAGAAUAUGUGGCAGCUUCUCACCCAAACAUGAAUAUGAUGAGGGUGUUGCAGGAACACAAUAGAAGUUUCAUUAAUUGGUUUAGAAAUACAAUAUUUGCUAGCGACAGUGCUUCUAAGACAUUAUCAUUACUAGCUAUUGGGCUGAAUCUUAAUGUCCUUACUUGGAAGGGUUAUGACAUCAACAAUUAUUCCUUCUACACAAAGUCACAAGAUGAUAAAAGUACCGUGCGAAAUAGUGGGCUCAUGAUUGAUGCUCAUUCAGACCACUUUAGUCGUGCAUCGGAUAACAAUCCUAUUCGAGCUUCCAUGGCUUAUUAUGGAGUCAUAACCGAUAUCUGGGAGCUAGACUAUGGUGAAUUUAGAGUGCCUGUUUUCAAGUGCCAAUGGGUUAAUGGAAAUGUCGGAGUCCGUCAAGACAAAUUGGGUUUUACUUUGGUUGACCUUCAAAGGAUUGGUUACAAGGACGAGCCUUUCAUCAUGGCAGUACAAGCAAGACAAGUGUUUUAUGUUGAAGAUCCUAGUGACUCAACAUGGUCAGUUGUACUUCAAGGGAAAACAAGUGGUAUCCCUGCCGAUACUGACCAGGCAACCCUUGAUGUUAACGAAAUCCCUACGUUUGCACAACAAAUGCCUUCGAUAAAUGCUGAAAACGACGACGAUGAUGUGUAUGCAAAUCGCAUCGAUCAUGAUGAAGGACCCAUGGCAACACCCCCGACAUCCCCUCCACCUCCUACAUCCUCUCCACCUGCUGAUUCACCAAGCGCAAUCUCAAAAUCGAAGACUCGACAAGCAACCAGGUUGAGGAAAUUGACUGCAAGAACCUUGGAUCAACCACGACCAAUUGUCAAUGUCAACCCCAUUACUGGUCGAGGAAAAUUUGACAUCCCGGAAGGAACUGCUGCCAAGAAGAAGGUCAUGUCUACUGUUGCGAUUAGAUGGAGGCAAUUUAAGUCCUCCCUAACUAGUAGAUAUAUAUAUGCUGAGAAACAUGGUGAAAAUAACCCUGAUGCAGCUUCUAAGUAUGGUAUGGAGCAACAAAUAUGA
Molecule: messenger RNA, 2814 nt
Organism: Glycine soja
Lineage: Eukaryota; Viridiplantae; Streptophyta; Magnoliopsida; Fabales; Fabaceae
Exons: 6
Coding region: 1-2814 (937 amino acids)
Source: RefSeq, a predicted model, not a curated record